Molecule: messenger RNA, 2202 nt
Organism: Anopheles cruzii
Lineage: Eukaryota; Metazoa; Arthropoda; Insecta; Diptera; Culicidae
Exons: 4
Coding region: 828-2000 (390 amino acids)
Molecular function (GO): nucleic acid binding; zinc ion binding
Source: RefSeq, a predicted model, not a curated record
GUUGGGUUAGUAGUGUUGGGGCCGUCCGCACGUAAUCGUAUCGCAUCGUCCGGAGGAGCAGCGUUAUCGAGGGGUCUGGACAGGAAGGAUUCUAGCGCCGCACGCAUCGGAAUGGAAGUCGCCCCUCGGAGCUCUAUUUAGGUCAGCCUAGGGUUUCCGCUCCCGACCGGCGGUGAUCGAUGACUUAACAUCAACAACGGGAAAAUUUGGCCCCGCAGAACCACAGAGAGAGAGAGAGCUGCGCCAUAUUGGAAAAUUCUAGUCCCGAAUCAAACCCUUUCUCACACACGUUCUGUGAGGUCGCUCUCGGACUACUAGACGAUCACGGUGGGCCACGCGGCGACGGGUACAUUCCAUCGACCGAUCGCAGGGUGUCACGCGGUGCGUGAAGUUUGGUUGUUUGGUGCUCUCCGGAUCAUCCCGUUGACGCUGUAGUGAGGUUUUCGGUGAUCCCUUCGGCGGCACCUCUGCCCGCUCACCUGGGGGCACCGCGAGGUCCACUCGACCUGCGUGUGUGGCGCGUCGGACAGGAAGCGUACGAAAAAUCGGACCAACCCGUCCCACCGCCGGACGAACCCUGUCGCUUUUUGGCUAAAAAUAGUGAAACGAGAGAUAUUUUUACCAUCUUACGGUGUGUUAUUGCCGGCGGGAACCGCGUACGUGUGUGUGUGUGUGUCGCGACAAGCGGGUGACUCAAAGCUACGCAGUACACGCGACGCGGGCCGACCGUGGUGGUGUGGAAAUUAUUUACCUGGCCUCGUUCGCAGACGGCAAAUCCUUGAUCUUUCGAAAGCAUUGAAAUAAAACGACGGGUGGACGGCCCCCGGAUGUGCACACUUGCGGCCAGCAGCGCUGCUUCCGGAACGGGCCGAAUGGGGCUCCAAACGCGACAGGGUAGUGCCGGAAGCUGCGAUUCCGAUGGUUUCGACAGUACACCGGCCGCUGCUGCCGCUGCCGCGCUGCAGUGGUACUAUCUGGCCAACUUGGAUCCGCUUUCGAGCGAUUCAUUACAGAGCUCGAAACUGUUCUCCCCGACCGUUUGGGCCGGAAGUACCGUUCCGUUGCGCACACUGCCAACCGAGAGUUCGUCCCCAGUGAGAGCCGACCAGGAGCAGGACCACGAAUCUCCGCUGCCACUGUUCGCCGACGAUAUUGCGGAACUGUGUGAUCAGUUCGUCGAUCUGGGGCUGUUCGGUGGAGGGCCGAACUUCCGAUCGGCACAAACCUUGGGCACUAGCCCUGGUGCGAACGGUCACUUCAGUCCGGCCCACCAUCAUCAGCCGGUUUACGGCGUGCUCCCGAGAAGCGACUCAACCGCCGUCAACUACGGCCGAUGUGUGUCCCCUUCCGGAAAGCAGCCAUUACCACUGACGAGGCCACAUCAGCCAUACUACCCGUUCCACCAACAGCACCAACAUACGUGUGACGGUGGCCAGGAUGCUGGCUGCCAUCUGCACUCGUAUCACCUUCGCCAUCAUCAGCACCACCACGAGGCGUACGAACCGCAUCAGCAUCCGGCCGGAUUGGUUCCGGAGUGCCAACGGUCGUCACAGUCGCAGACCGUUGGCCACCGGUACAACAAGGUCCCGCCGGUGAACUAUCUGUGCCAUUUGUGUUUCAAGAAGGGCCACUACAUCCGCGACUGUCCGCAGGCUCGCCCGAAAGCGGAAGGAAAAACUCCGUACCAGGGAAAGAAACGUUGCUUCGGCGAAUACAAGUGCCCCAAGUGCAAGCGGAAGUGGAUGUCGGGCAACUCGUGGGCAAACCAUGGCCAGGAGUGCAUCAAGUGUCACAUCAACGUGUACCCACACAAGCAGGUAUGGGAGCGCCGGGCCGGCCAGAAGGACCGCCGCAGUGUUCUAAUGGUGUUCCUGUUUCGUUUCCAGCGUCCUCUGGAAAAACCGGACGGACUGGACGUGUCGGACCAAUCGAAGGUUCACCCGCAGAUGCUGUGCGAAAAGUGCAAAACCCUGGGCUACUACUGCCGAAGAAUACAAUAGCGGCCACCAGGAUUAACGAAUGUGUCUGUAUAUAUAUAAUGAUUACGAGACGCCCACGGGCGGACCGCCCAAUUCUAUGCCCAAAAAUUGUAUUAUUAUUUUGUGCGCUAGUGCAAUCGACACGAAAGUCUAAUCGGUUAACGAUGGAGAGGUAACAACAGUUGGGCACAAUAGGGGGAUAUGGGCGAUUGUUGAAUAAAUC